AUGUCGGGUAAAGAAGUCUGCGAAGUUUUCCGUCCCAUUGCUACUUUCUCCAAAAAUAUAUGGAGAGACCAAUUUCUUCCUGCUCAUGACUUGUCUCAGGUAUUUGAUUCUUUAACCAAAGAAAUUGACCCGUUGAAAGAGAAAGUGAAGGACAUGUUGAUGGCUUCUACAGCUGAUCCUAUUGAGAAUGUUAAAUUCAUAGAUGCUCUGCUUCGUCUUGGUGUUUCAUAUCACUUUGAGAAUGAUAUAGAAAACCAAUUGGAAAGCAUUUUCAAUUCCCUCCAAAGUGUCCUUGUCGCCGGAAAUGACCUUGACUUAAACUCUACUUCUAUUGUCUUUCGAGUUUUCAGACAAUAUGGCUUUAAAAUGUCUUGCGAUGUUUUCAACAAAUUCAAAGACAUUGAUGGAAAGUUGAAAGAAAUCCUGAUCGAUGAUGGUAAGGGAAUAUUAAGUCUGUACGAAGCUAGCCAUCUGAGAGUUCAUGGAGAGUGUAUAUUAGAGGAAGCCCUUGCAUUCACCACGGAAAACUUGAACUCAUCGGCAAACAAGUUUAGCCCGCUUCUUGUCAAGCAAAUAACCAACGCCCUUGAUCAGCCAUUGAACAAAUCCCCUCCAAGGCUGGCGGCAAGGACCUAUAUCUCUUUCUAUGAGGAAGAAGUGUCCAGAAAUGAGAUCCUGCUAAAGUUUGCAAAGCUAGACUUUAAUCGAGUACAACUACUUCAUAAACAGGAGAUCAGCCAAAUCGCAAGGUUUUGGGAGGACAACAAGUUUUCCUCUGAGCUUUCUUAUGCACGGGAGAGAUACGUGGAGGUCUACACAUGGAUCAAUUCCCUUUAUGAACCUCGCUAUACACAGUGGCGGAUACUUCUUUCUAAGCUGUUAGUAGUUAUAUCAAUUUUAGAUGACACGUUUGAUGCAUAUGGGACACCUCAAGAGCUUCAACGUUUUAUAGAUGCGUUAAAGAGGUGGGAGAUUGGUGCUCUGGAUGAGUUGCAAGAUUACACUAAAGUUAUCUGCAAGGCCGUGCUUGCGGUUUUUGAUGAAAUAUAUGAAGAGGCUACGAAGGAAGGAAGAUCUUAUUGUGUCCCUUAUGCAAAAGAGGCUCUCCUUCAAUUAGCGAACGACUAUCAUGCUGAGACGAAAUGGUAUCAUGAUGGUUAUGUACCAACAUUUGAGGAGUACAUGAGCGUUGCAAAGAAGACAUCCACUUUCGGUGUAUUGAUGACAAUAGCAUUCAUCGGGAUGGGGGAAAUGGCAGGGACAGAAGCAUUUGAAUGGCUCCGAAAGGAACCCAAAAUUAUGGAGGCUAUAGAUGUUAUAGGUCGUCUCAUGGAUGACAUAGUGUCACAUAAGUUUGAGCAAUUGCGAGAGCAUGCGCCUUCCAGUGUUGAAUGCUUCAUGAAACAACACAACCUUUCAGAGAAACUUACUCUUAAAGCAUUUGAGAAACUGUUGGAGGAUGCAUGGAAGGAUAUAAACGAGGAAUGUAUGACACCUACAGUCGUUCCAAGAGAUCUGCUCUUACGACAUUUGAACUUUGCUCGACCGUCAUAUAUGUUUUAUAAGCAUGGAGAUGGUUACACAGAUCCCAAAUAUGUGAAAGAUUACAUCCGUACGUUGUUCGUUGAUCCGAUACCCAUUUAAAGACUCGUUUUCCAGCUUUCUUGGUGCUUGGCC
Messenger RNA from Hibiscus syriacus, 1677 nucleotides. Its product is annotated as probable terpene synthase 6. Gene Ontology annotation, molecular function: magnesium ion binding; terpene synthase activity. Gene Ontology annotation, biological process: diterpenoid biosynthetic process. The record is from RefSeq and is a predicted model, not a curated record. NCBI's taxonomy places the organism in Eukaryota, Viridiplantae, Streptophyta, Magnoliopsida, Malvales, Malvaceae.